AUGCCUCCAGAACGAACCAAUGCGCCGGUGAAGCUGUCACUGCCUCUGCAAUACCAGCAGGACAUCUUCACCGAACUACGCGCCGAGGAUGAGCUGGUCGUGCUUGCUCGCGGCCUUGGGCUCUUACACCUAAUCACAAAUUUCCUUCACUUUCACGAUGCGGCCGGAAAUAACAUGGUGUUGGUGGUCGGUGCGGAUGACCGAGAGAAUGAGUGGAUCGGAGAGGCGUUGUCAGAGCAUAAUGAUCGCAGCAAGUCUCCACUGGCUAGAGGACUGAAAGUGAUUAAUACCGAUAAAGCAAGUGUAUCUAUGCGAGAGCGAAUUUACGCCCAGGGUGGUAUUCUGAGUGUGACAUCCAGGAUAUUGGUUGUCGAUCUGUUGUCCAAGUUGCUUGAUGCUGAGAAGGUAACUGGCAUGAUUAUCCUGCAUGCCGAUAAGGUGGUUGCGACGUCUUUGGAGGCAUUCAUCGUGCGCAUCUACAGACAAAUGAAUAAGCGCGGCUUUUUGAAAGCCUUCUCGGAGUCUCCUGAACCAUUCACCACAGGCUUUGCACCACUGGCUAAUAUGCUGCGCAAUCUCUUUCUUCGAAAGGCAUCUUUGUGGCCCAGAUUCCAUGUCGCCGUGUCCGAGGCACUGGAAGGAGACCGCAAGGCCGAAGUGAUUGAGUUGGAGGUCCCGAUGAGCUCUAAAAUGCGAGAAAUUCAGAACGCAGUGCUUGAAUGUGUCGACCUCAGUGUCGCGGAGCUUCGCAAGGCUAACACCGGUCUGGACAUGGAAGAGUGGACCUUGGACAGCGCUCUACACAAAAACUUUGCAGCCACGAUUAGACGGCAGCUGCAACACAUCUGGCAUAGGGUGUCCAAGCGGACCAAGCAAAUUGUCAGCGACCUGACAGAUCUUCAAUCUAUCCUCCACGCUCUGCUUACAUACGAUUCGGUGUCUUUUGUGAAAUUCUUGGAUACGAUUGUAAUUGGUAGCGCGCCGCCUCCAGGAUCCAAUCCUCACAAUCACUCGCCAUGGCUUUUCCUUGAUGCUGCGCAUGUUCUGUUUCAGACAGCCAAGUCAAGAGCAUAUGAAGGGAAGUUCGAUGCAUCGUCUUCGGCCGCAUUCUCAGCUGCCUUGCAACCUGUCCUUGAACCUCUUCCAAAAUGGGAUGUACUUGCAGAGGUUCUGCAGGAGAUUGAACAUGAUGCUUAUCUGCACCCGACGAAUGUGGAUGAAUCAAAUAGCACCAUACUAAUCAUGUGCAGUGAAGUCAAAACAUGUUAUCAGCUCCGUGAGUACAUCGGCACCAUGAGCACCAAAAUCGGGACUGUAACAAAGCCCCAGCAUGGAGACGGAGAUGGAGACGGAGACGAGAUAAGCGAGGAAGGCUCUUCGGCAGAUGUUAUCAUGAGACGCCGAUUACGAAGCUACCUUAAUUGGAAAAGAGCAUUGUCUAAUGUCAAUAAAAAUCUAUCUCAGGAAGGGAGUCAGCCCGGAACUCCAACAGGAGCAGCGUCAGGUCAACGACAGCAACAAGGAAGACCCCCGCCAAACAAGCGCCGGCGAGUGCGAGGUGGAGGAGCAGUCAACUCUGCAGCUGCGCGUGUGCCAAACAGCAGUGUUCAAACUCAAGUUGAGCAGCCUGUUGAAGUGAUCAAUCUUCUCAAUGAGAUACAGCCCACCGAAGUCGAGGAAACGCAAAAGAUUGAAAUCGAUGUCGAUGAAUUUGAGGACAUGGAAGACUAUUAUGAGCUUUAUGAUAUGAACGACCUCGUCAUGGUCCAUUCAUAUGAUGGUGAUAUGGACGAGCACAUUCUAGAAGAAGUUCGGCCGCGUUACAUAAUUAUGUACGAGCCGGACUCAGCAUUCAUUCGCAGAGUUGAGGUCUAUCGUAGCUCUCAUGCUGGACGAAACGUGAAGGUAUAUUUCAUGUACUAUGGUGGAUCAGUUGAAGAGCAGCGUUACCUGAGUGCCGUGCGUCGGGAGAAAGACUCAUUCACCAAGUUGAUCAGGGAGAAAGGAAAUAUGGCUGUUACUUUAACUCAUGACAAAAGUGCCGAAAAUCCGCAAGAGCAGUUUCUCCGCACAGUCAAUACUCGUAUUGCUGGAGGCGGACGACUUGCAGCAACGGCAGCUCCACCACUGGUGGUAGUCGACGUGCGGGAGUUCCGAAGCGCGCUCCCGUCUCUUUUACAUGGAAACAACAUGAUCGUGGUCCCCGUUCAACUCACAGUGGGCGAUUAUAUCCUCACUCCCGAUAUCUGCGUUGAGCGAAAGUCCGUUCAAGAUCUUUUACAAUCUCUAAAGAACGGUCGCCUGUACAACCAAGCGGAAACCAUGCUUCAACACUACAAAACCCCGCUCCUGCUAAUUGAGUUCGACCAAGACAAGGCCUUUACCUUUGACGCAUUCACUACUGGCAACAUCAGGACUGAGUCGGGAUUCUCUACUACCGGGGCUGCCACCACCUCUAGUUCGAGUUCCAUGAUAAACUCAUCAAACGCCAAAAGUGCUCAGCACUUACUCGUUCUUCUCACGCUUGCAUUCCCACGCCUCAAAAUUAUUUGGUCAUCGUCGCCCUACCAGACCGCCGAGAUCUUUGCAGAGCUCAAAAAGAAUAGCGCCGAGCCUGAUCCGGUUCGGGCUGUUCAGAUUGGCCUGGACAUAGACAUCUCUGGAGCUGAGUCUGGCGGUGUCAUGGCUGCGGCUGGGAUUGAGCAUCGUAGCUUCAAUCUUCUUCCACAAGAUAUGCUACGGGCUGUACCUGGUGUGACACCACAAGCACUUGAUCGUCUUAUUUUAGAGACGGACAAUAUAAGUGAGAUAGCUAAUAUGGAUGAGGAGCAACUGGAUCCGCUGGUCGGGAAAGAAGCUGCUCGUAGGAUUGUAGCGUUCUUCCGGAAGAACCUUUUUGAUGAUUGA
Messenger RNA from Penicillium pulvis, 2907 nucleotides. RefSeq names its product ssDNA endodeoxyribonuclease RAD1. Bases 1 to 2907 code for a protein of 968 amino acids. The transcript is spliced from 6 exons. NCBI's taxonomy places the organism in Eukaryota, Fungi, Ascomycota, Eurotiomycetes, Eurotiales, Aspergillaceae. Gene Ontology annotation, molecular function: damaged DNA binding; single-stranded DNA binding; single-stranded DNA endonuclease activity. The record is from RefSeq and is a predicted model, not a curated record. Gene Ontology annotation, biological process: nucleotide-excision repair involved in interstrand cross-link repair; double-strand break repair via single-strand annealing, removal of nonhomologous ends; double-strand break repair via homologous recombination. Gene Ontology annotation, cellular component: nucleotide-excision repair factor 1 complex.